Acipenser ruthenus (sterlet) is the source of this 1371-nucleotide messenger RNA. RefSeq names its product E3 ubiquitin-protein ligase TRIM47-like. Lineage: Eukaryota; Metazoa; Chordata; Actinopteri; Acipenseriformes; Acipenseridae. The coding region runs from base 116 to 1297 and encodes 393 amino acids. The record is from RefSeq and is a predicted model, not a curated record. The transcript has 7 exons. Gene Ontology annotation, molecular function: zinc ion binding.
AGUAGCUCUGCAGAAUAACAGAACAGCCACACCUUCCAAGAGGGAGACUCGCAUCAGAACUCCACUUUCAGAACAAAGAAGGACGCGUAAAGCGCAGUCGAGUGGUUCAACAAGAAUGGCUUCAAACUUGUGGUCAGAGGAGCACUUGAACUGUCCAGUGUGUAAGGAGCCAUUGAAGGAUCCAGUCACUAUUCCAUGUGGACACAGUUACUGUAUGGGGUGUAUUAAGAACUGCUGGGAUCAGACUGAUCAUACAGGUGUCUACAGCUGCCCCCAGUGCAGAAAGACCUUUACCCCAAGGCCUGAUCUGUGCAGAAACACCAUGCUUGCUGAAGUUGUGGAGAAAUUAAAGAAGACAGGACUCAAUCCUCCUCCUGCUCAAAGUUAUGCUGGACCUGGAGAUGUGUCGUGUGAUGUCUGCACUGGGAGAAAGUUCAAAGCUGUUAAAUCCUGUUUGACGUGCCUGGCCUCUUACUGUGAAACACACGUCAAGCCACACAGUGAGGUUACUCCAUUAACGAGGCACAAGCUGAUCAAUGCCAUUGGAAAUCUGGAGCAGAAGCUCUGUCCUGAACACCAGAAGUUUUUGGAGGUCUUCUGCAGAACCGAUCAGACGUGUAUUUGCUUGUUGUGUACAGACGAGGAUCACAAGAGCCAUGAUACAGUCUCAGGUGAUGCAGAAAGGAUUGUGAAACAGAAGCAGCUGGGAGAGACACAGACAGAAAUACAACAGAGAAUCCAGGAGAGACUGAAAGAAAUUGAGGGGCUGAAACAGGCUGUGGAGUCACUGAAAAGAUCUGCAUGCUUAGAAAUAAAGGAAAGUGAGAAGAUCUUUAAUGAGGUGAUCCGAUCCAUUGAGAAGAUCCACACUGAGGUUAUUGAGCUGAUUGGAGCUAACGAGAAGGCUGCAGUGAAUCAGGCUGAAGGACGCAUGAAGAAACUGGAGCAGGAGAUUGCUGAGCUAAAGAGGAGAAACGCUGAGCUGAAACAGCUUUCAGAGACAGAGGAUCACAUCCAUUUUCUACAGAAUUUCCAGUCUCUCUGUGCCCCUCCUGAAGCUGGAGGCUUACCCAGUGUUACUGUCAAUACAGGCAUCUCUUUUGGGGCUGUGAGGAAAGCUGUAUCUGAACUUAAAGACCAUAUUGAGGACUUCUGCAAGGGGGAAUUAGUCAAAAUAACCAAAACAGAUUCUUUAUCUAGAUCCACACCUCAAGCAUCAAACAUGAGAGUCAACACAGUCCCUUCAUUGUUCAGGUCCAUCGCUGCCACGCUCAACCCUGGUGUUACAAACUGCUGACUGGCUGCAUUCAGUACUGGAGUCUAACCAGAUCGAGAUUUAAAAAAAAAAUACAAAUAAAAAAAUAUCCACAG